AUGGUCUUUGUUCCUAACUCAGCUUCUGUGCUUUCUGGUAUGGCUUCUCCUAGACUCCUUCACACACAUUUGCCUUAUAUUCUUCUUCCUAAUUCAAUUAGGAACUCAGGUUGCAAAAUUGUUUACCUUACUCGAAAUCCUAAAGACACUUUUAUCUCAUUUUGGCACUAUUUCAAUAGCACCAAAGUUGACACAUGUGGUACAGAAAGACCACUAGUGAUUGGUAUCAAACAACAAAUUUCUUUGGAGAAAGCAUUUGAGUCCUUCUGCAAUGGAACUUACCUUUAUGGACCUAUUUUUGAUCAUGCCUUGGAGUAUCAUAAAGAAAGCUCAAAGAUGCCUCAGAAGAUAUUGUUCAUGAAAAAUGUUGAGCUAAAGAAGGACCCAAAGGGGCAACGGAAAAAGUGGACAAAAUUCUGUGGAGGUGUUGUUGCCUGGAGAGACUCAAUAACUUGGCGGUUAACAAGCAUGGGGCUUGGUGUCACUGGGGAUUCAAAGAAUUAUCUAACAGCAGAGAUGGAGGAGCGCCUUGAUCAAAUUGCCCGCACGAAGCUGGAAGCAUCUGGACUUGAAUCUUGA
Messenger RNA from Coffea arabica (coffee), 579 nucleotides. RefSeq names its product cytosolic sulfotransferase 5-like. The record is from RefSeq and is a predicted model, not a curated record. Gene Ontology annotation, molecular function: sulfotransferase activity. NCBI's taxonomy places the organism in Eukaryota, Viridiplantae, Streptophyta, Magnoliopsida, Gentianales, Rubiaceae.